Closterium sp. Naga37s-1 is the source of this 1737-nucleotide messenger RNA. The record is from the annotation of a GenBank genome assembly. Lineage: Eukaryota; Viridiplantae; Streptophyta; Zygnematophyceae; Desmidiales; Closteriaceae.
AUGGACUCCUUUUCGGAUGCGGCGCCGAGCUUGCUAGCGAUAGCGUCGAUUCCGAAGCAGUCGGCGGAUGGCAUGGAGCAGUGGUCGCUGGAGGACCUGACGCUGGGGCUGUACCGGCUGAGCCUGAAGCACGCCGCCGGGAAAGACGUCGAUGCGAUCCCCGGCGACGUCGUCCGCAACAGGAAUGACCUGGAGGAGAUCCUUCAUUGGCUGCGGUGGGCCAUGUCGGCAUAUGAGACAGACACUGCCGCCCUCGCCAAGCAUCUCAAAGUCCCGCCGUCGGCCAUCCACAAGCACGUCAGCACGGCCGCGGUGUUCCGCCCGGCGCACUAUGUGGCGGUGAGCGCGGAGAAGCGGUGCGUGGUGGUGGGCGUGCGCGGCACGUCGGCCGCGGCCGACGCGCUAACGGACCUCUGCUCUGCCGGAAUUCCAUUUGGUGACGGGUGCGUGCGUGCGUGCGUGAAUGCCUCGCUCGGGCACGCGCACGUGGGGAUGUUAGAGUCAGCCAAGUGGGUGGCCAAGUCGCAGGGCAACCUCGUCGCCACGCUACUCGACCAGAAUCCUGGCUAUUCACUCGUGACGGUGGGCCACUCCCUGGGGGCGGGCACAGCAGCGCUGCUCGCCAUGCUGCUGCGCCACCCGCCCACAGUUUCCUCCCUCUCCCUCGUCCUGCCCCCGCCAGCGCUCUCCCCCGUCUGCUGGGCCUACGCGUGCCCCUCCGUGGUGUCGCAGAAUCUUGCCGAAACCUCCCCCUUUCUCAAGACUGCCGUGCUGCAGGACGAUGUUGUGCCGCGCCUCUCCCUGUCGUCCAUCACCGACCUCCGCAACGAGAUCCUCCACACUGAUUGGGCGGCACUGGCGCGGGAUAACCCCGCAGCAUCGCAAUUGGCAUCUCUGGCAUCGGGCUCUCAAUCCGCCCUGGAGACGUCUCUCGGCAUCUCCCAGGGCCAGCUGCUCCCCUCGCUCUCCCCCCAGACCACGUCCUGGUUCAGCUUUUCUCCCGCUCCCGCUCCCGCUCCCGCCGCCGCUCCUGUAGCUGCCACUGCUGCUGCUGGUUCAGAGAAAGGUGGGGCAGCGGGUGAAGCGGCAGCAGGUGCAGCAGGGGCGACAGGGACGGCAGGGGCGGAAGACGGAUGGGGAGGGUGGCUGACAUAUGCAGGCAGUUUGUUCACGGCUCCUGCGGUUGCAGCACAAGCCGAAAGCGCUACCGAAGCCCCUUCUGCUGCAUCUGUGCCUGCUGCGGCAACGACUCCUGCCAAAAGCAUACCCGAAGCCUCUGCGGCCUCUGUGGCCACUGCAGCUCCGCCGGUGCGCCUGGUGGCCCCGGGGCAGCUCUUCCACAUUCUGCGCAAACCACCCGCCUCCCUGCAGGAGCAGUUCAAGCUGCCGCCUCCUCCCACUGAGCAGCAAAAGCACGAGGAGGAGAAGCUGUUUUUGGCAGAAGCAAAAGACAUGUACAAGCGAGGGAUGUUGAUUGAUAUGGGGAAACAGCAGCAGAACGGAGACACAAGCGCUGCUAACAGUGACGCUGCUAAGGGUGAAGCCACAAAACGUGAAGCCGCUAAAGCCGAUGGCACAACGGUCGUGCCUGGGCCUGCCAUGUCGCAUGUGGUGGUGUGUGGAGCUGACCCCAAGCCCAGAUUUCGGCGAAUCAUUCUGAGCGAUGCACUGCUUGCUGACCAUGACUGCAAGAAGUAUGGGAAAGCAAUCAUUGACGCCAUGCAAUGGUGCGCUUAG